Diorhabda sublineata is the source of this 1879-nucleotide messenger RNA. Its product is annotated as beta-1,4-mannosyltransferase egh. NCBI's taxonomy places the organism in Eukaryota, Metazoa, Arthropoda, Insecta, Coleoptera, Chrysomelidae. The record is from RefSeq and is a predicted model, not a curated record. Bases 183 to 1577 code for a protein of 464 amino acids. Gene Ontology annotation, molecular function: beta-1,4-mannosyltransferase activity. The transcript has 4 exons. Gene Ontology annotation, cellular component: cytoplasm.
AUAUCUUAGUUGUGUCAAUUGUCAUAUUACUUUUAAUUCUAUUUCUCUCAUUUCCAUAGUUUUCUUUUUUGCACUAACUAUUAAUCAUUGGAGUAAUACAAUUUGAAUUAGUAUUUGCCCACCGCUUCUAGUAGGUGGGAUGUGGUUAGGUUUAGGUAUUUUUAAAAGUUAAUAAGUUUACGAUGCUUUCCAGUAAAACAAAACACUAUUUACAUUGUCUUCUUUUUUUAAGUGUGAUAAUAUUUUUUGAGAUAUUUACUGGAGGCAUUAGAAGCUUUAGCAGUGGAGUGUUUAUACCACCAUCAGAGUUAAAUCCAUGGAUUCAGUACGGAGUUCUAGGAACGACUAUUCUGUAUAUAUUGAGAUUCUUAACGUUUCUCCCUCUACCACAAGUACUUUUUAAUUGUGUAGGCUUAACGCUCUAUAACGCUUUUCCGGAAAAAGUAGUGUUAAAGGGAUCACCGCUUUUGGCCCCUUUUAUAUGUAUUCGCAUUGUAACAAGAGGCGACUUUCCACAAUUAGUAAAAAACAAUGUUAGUCGUAAUAUGAACAAAUGUCUAGAUGCAGGUCUAGAAAAUUUCCUAAUCGAAGUGGUAACCGAUAAAUCGAUAGGUUUGGAUCAUCAUAGAAGAAUUAGAGAAGUUGUUGUACCACCUGAUUAUCGUACAAAAAGUGGUGCUUUGUUCAAAGCUAGAGCAUUGCAGUACUGUUUAGAAGAUAAAGUGAAUAUAUUCAGUGAUACCGAUUGGAUCGUUCAUUUAGACGAAGAAACUCUAUUAACGGAAAAUUCAGUCAGAGGUAUUCUAAAUUUCGUCAUGGAUGGAAAACAUCAUUUCGGUCAGGGACUCAUAACUUAUGCGAAUGAGGAAGUUGUUAAUUGGAUAACAACUUUAGCUGACAGUUUUCGCGUAACUGACGAUAUGGGCAAAUUGAAAUUGCAAUUUUUGAUGUUUCACAAGCCUUUAUUCAGCUGGAAAGGAUCUUACGUUGUUACACAGCUGGCAGCUGAAAAAGACGUUUCGUUUGAUAACGGUAUAGAUGGAUCAAUAGCAGAAGACUGUUUUUUCGCAAUGCGCGCUUUCAGCAAAGGCUACAGCUUCAAUUACAUCGAAGGCGAAAUGUGGGAAAAGUCUCCGUUCACAUUCUGGGAUUUCAUUCAACAAAGAAAACGUUGGAUUCAAGGAAUUGUUCUAGUCGUCCAUUCCAAAGCUAUACCAAUCAGAUACAAAAUACUUUUAGGUUUAUCUUGUUAUUCGUGGCUUACUUUACCUUUAUCUGUAUCCAAUUUAGUUAUCGCCGGUAAAUUCCCGAUACCUUGUCCUCCUUUUAUAGAUUUCGUUUGUGCAUUUAUAGGUGCUGUUAAUAUUUACAUGUUCAUUUUCGGUGUAAUCAAAUCUUUCACAGUAUAUAGAUUCGGUUUGUUACGGUUAACGUUAUGUAUCAUAGGAGCAAUUGUAGUUAUACCUUUCAAUUUAGUUAUUGAAACUAUAGCUGUACUAUGGGGUAUAUUUGGAAAAAAACAUAAAUUUUAUGUAGUCAAUAAAACAAACGGACCUGCCGUCACAGUAACAGUUUAAUUUUAAUUUAUUAGCAAAGUGUUGCUAUAAAUUAUUUUCUAUUUUGUGAUAGAUGAAGGUCAGAUGAAGAAAGUAAUAGGAAUGUGGUUAAGAACCUGUAAACCAACAAAAAUGCGUUUUUUUGUUCAUUGUAAGUACCUAGUUGAUUCCUUCUGUAGUAUAGAUGCAAAGUAAUUGAAUGUGUUCUUUAUUCAUUGGCGUUGAGGGUUAAAAUCGUCCGUUUUUAUUUAUUUUUAUUGUAACUUAUUACUUUUUUGUGAUAUAUUAUUUUGGAUAAUAAUUAGACGUUAUCCGUUUGAAAA